Messenger RNA from Apiotrichum porosum, 432 nucleotides. RefSeq lists its product as uncharacterized. NCBI's taxonomy places the organism in Eukaryota, Fungi, Basidiomycota, Tremellomycetes, Trichosporonales, Trichosporonaceae. The transcript has 2 exons. The record is from RefSeq and is a predicted model, not a curated record. The coding region runs from base 1 to 432 and encodes 143 amino acids.
AUGCGCCUUCAGCUGUCGUGGCUGUAUACACUCGGAUUAUUCUUCGCCUCCAUGGGCCUCUUUUGGAUCUGCCAAGGGCCCGACACAAGCUGGUUGGUCAAGCCUGAACAAACCCGCGAGCAGCGCACCACGGACACAGACUGGCUGCAGAUCAUCUCGAUCCCGGCUCUUGUCACCUCCGCACUGUUGCAGAUGUUCACCAACGCACGCGCAAGGUCAUUUGCGGGCGCGUACUCCCUCCAAGCUUACAUGGUGCUCGCAAGCAGGACGUUCCACAUGCUGUACAACUCCACGCAUUUCAUGGGCGCGUACUAUGCCCGCCCAGGAUACCACGUCAUCGACUUUGUGCUGGUCGUAGGGGCUCUAGGCGCUGCCUACCAGGCAGCCACAUUGCCACGCGUCGAGCAGAAUUUGCCCGAGGAGGACGAGUAG